Molecule: messenger RNA, 3129 nt
Organism: Closterium sp. Yama58-4
Lineage: Eukaryota; Viridiplantae; Streptophyta; Zygnematophyceae; Desmidiales; Closteriaceae
Source: the annotation of a GenBank genome assembly
AUGGCGGCGGAGUGGCCGCUACUGGCGGAGGAGGAGGAGGACGAGGCGGAGGUGGCGCGGGCGUGGCGCGCAUUGGAGGCGGUGCGGGUGACAGCGGACGUGGCGGCGGCGGCGCGGCACCUGAUGGCGCUGCUGCGGAGGGUGCAGGCGCACGGCGGGCUGUGCGACGAGGGGCCCGCCCUCGAUACCGCCAUCCGCAGGCACGCCAUGCCCGCCCCUCCUGGUGCGCGCCCCUCCUGCUGCGCAAACUCGCUGUUUCCGCACGAGCCCUACGACCCGUGCGUGCCUCGUGGGGCGCAUGCCUCACAGCAUGGGCGGGGAGGUGGCCAUGACGACAACGGCGGUGCGGUGGAGAGCAAGCAGUGCGGGCGAGAGGCUGCGGAGAGAGGGGAGGCGCAAGGCAGGGCUGAAGGGGCAGAAGGGGAGAGCCAUGGGGAGGGCUGUGGGUGUUGCAAUGAGGGCGGAGGAGCAAGUUGUAGCCUAGGCGGUGUGGAGGUGCAGAGAGGCGAGAGGCUGCGCUGUGCGCCAGGCGAGCAUGCAGGCGCGUUAACGGGGGCCCUGAGAGGCACUGGGGCGGCAGUGGUGUCAAGCGUGCCGGGCGCGGUGGCGGUGCUGGCAGCUGCAGGGGCGGAGGGCGGAGUGGCGGCAGAGGGUGCAGGAGAGGGGCGGUACGUGCAGUAUGACCUGAGGGCCGCUGUGCUGCGGCAGAGGGGGCUCUUCCUCCAGGUGGAGCGGCCAUGGAUGGUGCAAGCGGCAUACCUGAGGGGGUCAGUGCAGCGCUACCGCAUGUUCCUCUGCCUCUUGAAGACCAACUCAGCGACGCUCCUCACACCCACCUCUGACAUCGACCUGAUCUGGCAUGCGCACAUGAUGUGUGCGCGCGCCUACGCCACGGACUGCCGCCACCUGGUGGGGCGCCUCAUCGCCCACGCCACCUCCCUCUCGCCCAACCCCGCCCUCCCUGCCUCCGCCCUCGCCUGCUCGCCCUGCGCCCUGGCGGGCCCGUCCUCGCCGGUGGCACGGCGUGUGGAGGCGGCGCAGAGGGCGACGGCGCUGCUGUGGGAGGGCGUGCCCCCCGCUCAUGCAAGCUCCCUGCCACCGAGUAUGCGCAUGGGCGGGGCAGCUGUGGGCCGCGAGCAGCAGGCAGCGGCAGUGGGGGCAGGCGGGCAGGAGGGCUCAGGGGCACGCACCCAGUGCCGUUCAGACAGCGCCGCAGGGGCAGAUGUGGAGAGCCAGCAGCGGCGGAAACACGUGGAGCAGCAGUUGAGGAGUAGUGAGGAAGCAGAUGCGGACAAGGAGAGAGUGGGAAGCUGGAGCACAGACGAGCAGGGGGCAAAGGUGCGGAGCAUGGCAGUGGCGGGGCGUGUGAGAGCGGGCGAGGCGAAUGCAGGGCUGGGGCUGUGGCAGCGCAGCACAGUGGACGUGGAGGUGACCGUGUGGACCGUGAGAGGGCUGCUGCUGCCCGCCCCUGACUGCCUCUCCGUCUGCCUCUCCGCCCUCCACGCUGCCCCUGCCUUCUCCGCCCGCACGCCCACGCUGCCCUUCCAUCCGGCAGCCCCCCCACCGCGCUGGCGGCACCGCUUCUCACUGCAGGCGGAGAUGGCCUCGGAGGGGCUGCGGCUGAGCCUGCACGCCCACUCGCCCUCGCUGCUCUCCUCGCUGCUGCCCUGGCUGCUCCCCCCCGCUCCCCGUGAGCUGGGCUCGGCGGUGCUCACGUGGCACCGCCUGCUGCAGCACCCCUCGCUGCUGUUCCACUGCGUGCUGCCCCUCGCCCCCCCAGGCUGCACCCCCGCUGCCUAUGCCGCUGCCACGGCCCCUCUCACUACGGCCAGCACAGCUGCCCCAGGGAGCAGUGGCUUGGCGGCGAGGGCAGCAGAAGAGGGGGAGAGGGUGGGUGGGGGUGGAGGCAGGGCGGAGGGCAGUGUGCGGUGUGUGGCGGGGCAGGCAGGGCUGCAGGUGGGCGUGUCGCUGACCCCUGCCACGGCAGCGCCAUUCCUGCUGCGCGCCGUGCUUGUGUGCGCCUCUGAUGACCGCGGGGCCAUGCUCUGCGCCGCCCUGGCUCAGCACCACCCUCAGAGUUUUUAUGUGCAUGAAUCCUAUGCGUUUGCAUGUGCGGCAUGCAUGUGUGUGGUUUCGCAUGCGAUUGUGCAUGCGUGCGCAUGGCUUGGAUAUGUGUGGAGAUCAGGCGGGGCAGUGGGUGUCACGCACAGUGCUGGACCACAGGGGCAUCGAGGCGUUUGUCAUGCGCACCAGGUGGGAGGCAAAGCAGAUAAGUGUACCUCCCCACUCAUCCAUGUCUCUUUGUCUUCCCCUGCCCUCCACCCCGCCCCUCUUCCUGACUUUGUCUGUUGCCCGGCACCACUUCUUCCCCACCCCUUGGAGCCGUGGAGCAGAGUGGCAGAGGGAGUGUGGGGGGACCACAAGCGCCCAAAGCCAGUUCAGCCGACGGAACGGACAAUCGUGCUGCAUCAGGUGAUUGCAUCAGGUGGGGUGGCAUCAUCAGUGCUGGCGCAGGCUGUGCCUCGAGGUGGGGGAGGGGGGCAGUGGGGACACGGUACCACGAAGAGGGAGCAGAGAGGGAUGGGUGCAGGGGGGGAGUUGGUGGUGCGCUAUGCGCUCAUGGGCUGCUUGCCUGGUGCAGCAAUGGCGGAGCUGGGAGUGCGGUGCAGAGUGGUGGAUGGGGCGCUGGUGCCAGGCUCACUGCAGCUGGACCUGCAGGAGGAGGGCGGCCAUCAGGUGGCGCUACUGCCGGGCCGGCACCUGUCUUACACUGUGUGCGGGGCGGCAGCAGCAGAGGAGCACGGCUUUGCCACGCUAGUGCGAUACACUGGGGGGGGCGGGCUGGCGCAUGCCACAGCGCUGGUGAACUGGAGGGGGUGCGUGGUGGAGGUGGCACGUGAGGAGUCGGUGCCUCUGGCGCUGCUGCUCUGUGCGGCCAUCGCUGAGGCAUUGCUCGACAUGCUCGCUGCGCCGCGCUGCAUGUGCUUCACACCCGCACCCCUGCCCAACCCCGACCCCGACACGCACUGGCAGGCCCUGUGCCUCACCCACUGCUCUCAUGCCCCCUCCUCCACUGCUGCUAGGCCCAGCAGCGGUGGCAGAAGCGAGGAGCGAGGGGAAGAGGAGUGA